Molecule: messenger RNA, 582 nt
Organism: Volvox carteri f. nagariensis
Lineage: Eukaryota; Viridiplantae; Chlorophyta; Chlorophyceae; Chlamydomonadales; Volvocaceae
Exons: 3
Biological process (GO): translational termination
Molecular function (GO): translation release factor activity
Source: RefSeq, a predicted model, not a curated record
AUGGACGCCGCUGAUGGCUUGGAACAGCUUUUCGCAGAGCAUACGGCCGUGCCUGCGUUAGCCGUGUUGCAGCAGCUACGGAAGGACUUGAGCCAGCAGCAAGCUCAAAAGCUGCUGAAGAACCACCGGGAUUGUCUUCAGUUGGGAACAUUGAAGCACGUGGUGGCAGCAGUGGCGGACGGUAGAGGAGCAGGGAGGAGAGCAGGGGAAAUUGGCGACGGAGGGGAAGGGUACGACGGCGGCGAGGGCAACGGCGACCAAGAUGGAGACGCCAUCGGCGUGUACGGCACCCUGCUGCCGGAGAGCGGGGUGCACCGGGUGCAGCGUGUGCCGGUGACGGAGGCGCAGGGCCGUGUGCACACCAGCACAGUAGCCGUUGUGGUUCUCCCGCAAGCUGACGAGGUGGAUGUCAAGCUGCGCGAUGAGGACCUCCGAAUAGAGACCAUGCGGGCCAGUGGGGCGGGAGGACAGCACGUCAACGUCACCGACAGCGCUGUACGCAUCACCCACGUGCCGACUGGUCUGGUGGUCAGCUGCCAGAACGAGCGCUCGCAGCAUUUGAACAGGGCGGCGGCGCUCAAG